UAAAAAUUGAGUGUCGUAUGGUUGCUUCGUUCAGUUCCUUGACUUUAGUAAUAUCACUUUAUCCGUUUAACACUAAAGAGGAGUGGAAAAGCUUAGAGAGAUAAAAUAGAGAGAGGAGCGAGAGAGGGAUGGCAAUGGACUCUGAUUAUGGAGCUUUCAUGGAGAAAUUGAUUCUCCAACCAAGCUCUUCAUCUCAGGAGCUUCCAUUGAAUGGCCUCACCUUUGCCGUUAAAGAUAUAUUUGAUGUGGAUGGAUAUGUGACUGGGUUCGGAAAUCCGGAUUGGGCACGGACUCAUGAGGCUGCUACGACAACAGCUCCGGCAGUGUUGGCCGUCUUAAGUGGAGGUGCCACAUGUGUGGGAAAAACUGUAAUGGAUGAAAUGGCAAAGAGUAUAAAUGGAGAAAACAAACAUUACGGGACACCAAUCAAUCCAUGUGCACCAGAUCGUAUCCCUGGAGGAUCUUCUAGUGGAUCUGCAGUUGCAGUCGGUGCAAUGCUUGCAGAUUUCUCCCUGGGUACUGACACUGGAGGAAGUGUAAGAGUUCCUGCAGCAUUCUGUGGGAUUUUGGGGUUUCGCCCUUCUCAUGGUGCUGUUUCAACUACUGGAGUUAUUCCUAUGGCACAGAGUUUUGACACAGUAGGGUGGUUUGCUAGGGAUCCUGUGAUCCUGAAUCGAGUUGGACGGGUACUAUUACAAUUUCCUGUCCUGGAUCCUGUGAAACCUAGUCAUAUUAUUAUUCCGGAAGAUUGUUUCAAGCUUCUAAGCAUUCCAAUUGACCGUGUGACUAAGGUUCUUGUGCAAUCAGUUGAGAAGUUAUAUGGGGGUCAUAUGGUAAAAUAUGCAAAUCUUGGGAAUUAUGUUAAGGACAAAGUUCCAAGUUUGAAGCAUUUUGAAGGAACUGAAACUCAAGAUUAUAAUAUACCAUCCCUGGUAGCUCUUUCAAAUGCCACGAGGUUGCUUCAAAGGAAUGAAUUCAAAAAUAAUCAUGGUGAAUGGGUCAGUACGGUAAAACCUGAUUUAGGUCCAGGAAUAGCCGACAGGGUAUGGGAAGCCGUUAGGACAACAGACGCGCAUAUUGAUGUCUGCUACACUGUGAAGACUGAAUUGCGUGCUGCUCUCGCUGAUCUCCUAGGGGAUUUUGGCAUCCUCGCAAUACCUACAGUUGCUAGUCCCCCGCCAAAACUACAAACAGAGGCAACUACCCUGGAAACAUAUCGUACCCGGGCUUUUAGCUUGUUGUCCAUUGCUGGAGUAUCUGGAUUUUGCCAGGUGAGCAUACCAUUAGGGAUGUAUGAUAAUCUUCCUGUGGCCGUUUCCUUGUUGGCAAAACACGGUUCGGAUGGGUUCCUACUGAAUGUUGUUGAGACACUAUAUGGCACUCUCAAAGAACAGGUCGAAAUUGCUGAGAAUUGAAUUACUAAAUUUGGCAUCGUCAUUAUGUAUAUUUGAACUGGAAUCAGGAAGCAGAGUUUGUGUUAAACAAGACCAAUUGCUCUGUUUUUUUUCCCCGGCAAUUUGCUACUAUUAUAUUGUGAUUCCAUCAGUGGAGUUUAUAUAUAUAUAUAUAUAAAAGUAAAUCUAUACAUACACAGAUGUCCCCACUGGAGCAUGAAUCCUAAACAUCCCCUUUGGAUAGGAAAUGGCUAUCAACGGUGAGUCACUGUACUAUAAAGUAUGCAUGACAUGGGGUGAAAAAGAAUUGAUUUUUUCAUCCUGCGUCCUGGAAAAUGUAGUCCCCAAGUGUUCUGUAAAGCAAAGGAAGAAAAAGUCAUAUUUUCCAUGGAAACAAACAAGCACAGUGGUCAUGUAACAUGACAAGUUAUUAUAAAGGAUUGUGGUCAACUAAACUUGUUGGUGUCAAUGACUGUGGGCUAAGAAAUAAGUUGAAUAAAAAGACUUUUUCUUUAAACAA
Molecule: messenger RNA, 1914 nt
Organism: Cornus florida
Lineage: Eukaryota; Viridiplantae; Streptophyta; Magnoliopsida; Cornales; Cornaceae
Product: amidase 1-like
Exons: 10
Coding region: 129-1415 (428 amino acids)
Source: RefSeq, a predicted model, not a curated record